Molecule: messenger RNA, 813 nt
Organism: Colletotrichum chrysophilum
Lineage: Eukaryota; Fungi; Ascomycota; Sordariomycetes; Glomerellales; Glomerellaceae
Exons: 2
Coding region: 1-813 (270 amino acids)
Molecular function (GO): protein binding
Source: RefSeq, a predicted model, not a curated record
AUGUCGACCGAAGAUCACCGUUGGGUUUUCGAGACGGGCGAUUUCGCAGACUUUCGCAUCGUAUGCACAGAUGAUGGCGUGGAGUUCAAUGUGCCUCGGUUGAUGCUGAGUCUUCAUUCCACCUACUUUGCCAGACUCUUCAAGAGCGAAUUUCAGGAAACCAAGCUCGGCAUCUCAAACCUCGCAGACGUCGACUCCCAAACUAUGGGACAUCUUCUCGACUUCUUUUACCGAGGAAACACCCCCUGGAAGUGUCCUGAUGACAUGCUCAUGCUCGCCAAGCUCUGGAUUCUCGCAGACAGACUUCAGGCGACAAGUGCCAUGAUUGAAGUUGAGCACCGUGUGAAGAGCAAGCUCAACGGUCUUAGCAACAAGUUUAUCGUCGCGGAUUGCACAUUACUAGAUACCGUCUUCCAUCACAAGGCCUGCGCUGAGUCGGGCCUAGGCUACGCAGUUGGCGAGGCUGCUUGUGCGAUUCUCAUUGACCGCUCCCAGUACCCAAAGAAGAGCGACUUGGUGGAGAAGCACGCUCGAGAAAACAUCCUGUCCGCAAACAUGAUGCUAUCCUGGGCUUCUCGAUACAAGGAGAACAGCGACGAAUUUGAGUUCAUAUAUCGCUCGUCAACGGUCAUGAAGCAACGAAUCGAUCGAGAGGAAGAAUUCAGAGACAAACUCAUCAGUGAGAAGAUGACGAAGCCCUCAAGAAUCCUGACCAGGUACUGUUCACAUGCGGUCCAAGACAUGCGUGCCACGCUCACAUUUUGCAGCGGACCAGACGCGACCACGAGCAAAAAGCGAAAGCAAUCGUCGUGA